UCGCGAGAGAGAAUCUAUUAUACCGUGUAGUAUACUCCGCGCUGCGGAAAUCCGUUAACGACCGUUUUUGCAGCGCAGCUAUACCUGCGCGUCCCGUGCUCCGUUCGAUCUUACGUCCGCGGGAUGCGACAGUACUAACACACAAAAGGGCGACAGGACGAAGGGAGAAAGUUGAGUGAAGCGAAGAGUGCGAUCGCUACCUGCGCGCUGCCUGCAAAUAUUUCUCCGCCGCGUUAUUCGUAUACUUACACACAAAAGUGCGUGAGUGUGUGCGAGUUCGGAGUCGACGCUGUGCGUGUUGCCUGCACACGUAAUAUAUAUAUAUAUAUAUACAUACACGUGCAGAGUUGCGCGGGCCGCAGUCUGUAUACUGCACCUCCUAUAGCAUUAUCAUUAUUAUCUGUAGGUGUGCGCGCGCGGAGUGUCUGCGCGAGCAGCCGUAGAACCAGCGGCAGUAGCGCAAAGAUGGCAACUGUUCCUCGAGUGCAACCGAAAGCCGAUCAACGGAAGCUUCGGUGCAUCUUCCCUGUCGCCGUCUGACAGCGCGAUGCUGGAUCACUAAAGCGCGUCUGUUGUUGUUGUUGUUGUCGCCAACGGCUCGGCUCGGAGUCUCCAGCACACAGUGUGCGAGACGGCAGGACAGAUCGCAUCAGUCGCGCGCGCGCGCGCACGCGGAUAAUGACGUACUCGUCGAGGAUAUAGGACACAAGCUGGUGUGCGUGAGCAGAAUCGGGCUUUUUCCGGGCACGAACGACCUAUCAACGCUGCUGUUGCCUUUUUCCACCCGCUGAUUCUACACUGGUUCUCUGUUCUUUAAAUUUUAUGAAAUGUUUUGGGAAAGUGAAAGUUCAUCUAACGACGGCACAAUGGAGGACUGGAAUAAGAUCUUGAUUGGUCCUGCUGAGAUUAUAAAAGACCGACUCUACUUUGUCACUGUGACAUCCCCACACAAGGCCAAAAAUACAGCAAACACUCAUUAUUUUAGUAUUGACAAUGAGCUGAUCUACGAAAACUUUUAUGCGGAUUUUGGACCACUCAAUCUCGCAAUGGUCUAUCGUUACUGUCAAAAAGUUGACAAGAAACUAAAGGCUGUGUCUUUAUGUAAAAAAAGAAUUGUUCAUUACACAACAAUGGAUAAUGAAAAGCGAGUGAAUGCAGCUUUUCUCAUUGCUUGUUAUGCGAUAAUAUACCUAAAACGUACUGCUGAAGAAGCCUACAAAUGUCUAACUGCUAGUCCAAACUGUCCAACUUUUCAAAUGUUCCGUGAUGCUUCAAUGGGAGAACCUUGCUAUCAAAUAUCACUGCAAGAUUGUCUAAGUGCAAUCUACAAAUGCCACCAGCUUGGCUUUUUUGACUUUCAUGACUUUAAUCUCAAAGAAUAUGAACACUUUGAACGUGUUGAAAAUGGUGAUUUGAAUUGGAUCCUUCCAGGAAAAUUUAUUGCCUUUUGUGGGCCACACUCGAAUAACCAAUUUGAAUUUGGUUACAUGCUGCAUGCUCCAGAAUCGUAUUUUAAGUAUUUCAGACGACAUAAUGUAACUACUAUUGUAAGGCUCAACAAAAAACGCUACGAUGCUGCGAGCUUUGUAGAGGCAGGCUUUGAUCAUAAAGAUUUAUUUUUUGUCGACGGCUCGCCACCGACACUAUCGAUAGUACGACAGUUCUUAAAAAUUUCUGAAAAGACUAACGGAGCCGUUGCCGUCCAUUGCAAGGCUGGACUCGGAAGGACUGGUACUUUGAUAGCUUGUUAUAUAAUGAAACAUUAUCACUUAUCGGCGUUAGAAGCUAUCGCUUGGAUACGAAUUUGCAGACCUGGAUCUGUGAUUGGACAUCAGCAACAAUGGCUGGAAGAAAAAGAAGAAUACCUACAUUCUUUAAUCAGUGAACCUCUGUGUUCGGAAAACGGUAACCCAGUGCACAAAUAUGGAAUUUACUCAAAAGCAGCUACUGGGCUUGAUACAUCCUUGGCUGGACCAAGGAAUUCUCGUCCUCUGCAGGACAACGUAUCAGGCAUUAUGCACAGAGUGGACGGAAUUAGACUUGAAGAUAAUAAUAUUCCGACGACUCCAAAAACCCCUGUGAGAUUGUCAAUUUUAACUCAAGGUGAUAAACUGAAUCAAAUCAAAGCUAGGAGAACUCUGUCUCCUAACUCCCACACUGGUGGAAAUUCUACAACCUCUGUACCUGUAGUGCAUCCAUACUUGGGACCCUUACUGCAGAGCAGAAGUCAAAAAGGUAUUGGCUCCCUUAUUGCAGCCAAAGAUAAGGACGGCACAAAGCGCGUCAUAACUCGUUCAGCCUCCACGAAUAUCAUCAAAAGAAACAGCAGCGAGCCGACUUCCUGUCGGCGUCGCAUUCCCAAACCAACCUUUGUUCUGGCCCGCAACUCCAACCACCACCACCACCACCACCACGACAACAACAAUACAAGCACGACCACCACAACCCACCUCGAUCUCGACAAUACAACCACCGCCACCACCACCAUCACAACUACAACAAGUACAACCACCGGUACAGCGUCAGCUCCGAUUUUAUCCGCUUCCAAGCCGUCGCUAACGCGAGCCAGCUGCACGACUCUACCGGCGACGAGUAGCCGGCUCACCUCGACCUCCUCCUCGUCGGCGUCUCGCAGUAGGCUGCACUCGCAACUCUGGUAUCUCAGGCAAAAGAGCGCCGCCCUGGAGAGCGACAGAUCUACGACCGCGACUCAUCAGCUGCGCGCCAAGUCCAAACCCUCGCACAAUGCGGCCGAGGCUUCUUCCUCCGAGCUGAACAGGCUCGAGGAGCAGCAACAAACCGAAGCCGCUCCUACGGAGAGCAACAGUGCGCCGGCGAAGCCGCUGACAAGAAGCAGCCUCAGGAGCACGAGUCGCGCUGGCUCGCGACCUAGUGCAGCUGCGGAUAACAAUAACUUGACCGGGACGCGAGCUUCGACACAGCCGACGGCCACGACGAGGUCAGCCGCUACAGCCGAGCGGAUCACCCGACACCACUCGCUCAGGCAUGCGCGCACGUCAAAAAGUUACAAAAAAGCAAUUAUCAGAUGACUAACCGAUAUUCUCAGUGGCACCGGGACGCCGGAGGCCGUCGGUGGCGGCCCCGCUGUCGCAGCCCGUGUCUCCCAGCAGCGGCGCCGCUCCCACCGCGUCAAUCCCAUCAUCCAGUAGGGCCGCUCUCACCUCUCUGUCUAUCGUCGUCCGUCCGAUUUCGUCAUCGACGCACCAAUACUACUCGAUUGCACACUUCGAUUCACCAUCGGCCGUUGAUGCACGACCAAGACCUGCUACGGGGACGGGACCGUUCACGAGGAUUACCAUGCGAAGAGGGCUCUCGUAUACGCGUAGAUAGACAGCACCUCGCACAUGCACGCAUCCGUGGAUCAAAAUGAUGAUGAUGAUGAUGAUGAUGAUGAUGAUGAUGAUGAUGAUGCGGAGGAUGGAAUUGAGAUUGAGGCUUUUGCUGGGCGGUUUCGUUUUAACGUAAUCUCUUUCUUUCAUUUUUCGAGUUUAUGAUCUUCUGUGCGUUCUGUCAAAGUUAUAGAUAAAGUCUUUUUUUCUUGAUUUAUAUUUCCGUUUAUCGAAAAUCAAGUUUGAUUUCAAUAAUUUAUGAUUAUUCUUAAAGUUUCUUGCAUCUGAAGUAAUUUAUACAAAAGUUAGUUGUCCGUUCUUUUUCCAAGGCGAACCGUUCAAAGAGCCACUCGAUCGAAUUCCUUCGUUAAAUAAGUAUAACACUCGCUAAAAAUGAAACAACGAAAAGACCCGAAAACGGUACUAACGGUGAUCGGGGAAGUUCCACUCCAAUGUUUUAACACUUCAAUGUUCUAAAGGGUGGGUAGAGAUUUCUUAAAGUAUACCUAUAUAUAUAUACAUCAAUGAGCGAGGUCUUUGACGGACAGUGUUUCAGUGGCACAAAGUCUUUUGAUAAACGCCGAUGAUGCUGUUGCUGUCGAGCAUUGAUACUAUCAUACAAUCGUGGCUUUUUCGAUAUCCGAGAGAAAAUUGUGUACAAUUGCGUUGAAUCGAUGUAUUUAUUUUUUCUGAUUAUGGUAUCCCAAUGCAAUAAAGACCGUCCAAGGAAAAGUAUAUUUUGUCCGAUUUUUCCGUUUAAUCGUGCUAGUGUGUUUUGCCAAUCUGUAUAUUUGUGUUGUAGAAACGCAUAAUUGAAUCACUGAUACAUAUACGUUAUAUGUAUGCGGUAGUGAAAAGCAAUUAGUGAUGAAAUUUAUAAGAGUAAAGGUAAAAUUUUGUCCCGAUACAAAUGAUUUAGCGAUUAUUUAUUUAUUAUUAUGCACCGUUGUUUAUUAUAGAUAAUUAAUAUAUUAUGUAUUAUUUCGCCGUGUAUAAUUGUGGGACAAAAAAUUAUAUAUAAGUGAUUAGCAUACGUAUAAUUGUACAUAAUUUUAUUUUUCGGAAGCAUCGAAAUAUAAUUUUAGAAGUUUGUGCGUUUGUGUGCAUUCUUCUCCAGAAUUUGUAAUUUUCAACAAUCCGUACGUAAAGUGCCAAUCGUACGCGCGCAAGCGUACGCAAAAUUGGAGUGUGAUUGUCUACCUUGCUUCGCUCAAGCUGUACAACCUCACACUCGUUCGAGAAUCACCUGUUUUGCACUAGUUUCGAGAACUACUACUAUAUAUUUAGCGUUUACAGAAGCUAUUAUAUCAACAAAUAAAAUACGUUCACUUUUAGUUGCAGUUAUUAAAAUCUAUGAAGAUAUAUUGUAUUUCGUAGAAAGACGAAAAACGGAUUUAUAAUUCAGACAUUUUUAAUUUGAAGAAUGUUGAUAAAUAUAACUAUUUAUGUUUUAUAGUAUAUCAUAAGUUAGUUGUUAACUGUUUUGCACAUUUUCUUAGAAUAAACGCAUUGUAAAAAUGUCUGAAUGAAAUUCCACAAAAAUUCUCCAAUUAUUAUUGCAUCCGCUGCUUAUAGUGAAAAUUGUUUGGAAGUACAUAUAUCAAAAACGCACAGACGCGAUCUAAUAGGAAGAUGUAUACGGGUUUCUUUAAAAUGAAAGAGCUGAUUCAAACAUCUUCUACUGAUAUUCAAAAUUGUACGUGCUAUUUAAUCUAAUGGCCUAAGAAUUUUUCAGUAUACAUGUUUUUGAAUCGUUUUACUGAAGACUGCACUGAACGAUUUCUGUAGCUCUUGCUUAAAUUUGAGUAUUGACUGAAACACAGACGUUUAAACCUUAAUGUCAAGCUUGUAAGAUAACUUUUGAAACUUCAAAAUCUUAUAGCAGGUAACGCAAAAGUUGUCAGAGUUAGAUUUCGUAAAAUUUGUCACUGUAACUUACAUUUUCUUUUUUUUUUCAAAUAACAAAUGUUGAUAUCAAAUUAGUUAUUAAUAAGAGCUAACGUUAUCAAGCAAUUAAGAGUGAUAUCGUUACUCUUUUUACUCACAUUUGCUAUGUUAUUCCAUCGAAAAAAAUGUAUAUUUAUGAUGUACAAGAUAUGUAUCUACUCCUAGUGAUCUUUUUGAGAAUGAAUGACAAUCUUGGAAUUUGUAUAUGUAAUUUUAUAGACUAAUUUUACGAAUACUUACUAUUUGUUUUUAUAAACAAAGGUUAGACAUCAUCAAAUAUCCUUUUUGCGAUACAAGUGUUGAUCAAAUGAAAUAAAUCAAAUAAAAUUUAUAAUUAUAGUACUAUAAAAUUAUUAUAUGAAGAAAAGAGAAAGAGAGUAGAGGUUUGUUUCAUACAAAACUGAAUCAUGUUAUAUUUAAUUUUGUAAACAUACUGAGCAUUUACAAAGCGAGAAUUUCAUAUUAAAUAUUAUGUCUAAAAUUAGAAUAAAAGCGCAUAUAUACAUAUAUUAUAUAUAUAUACUUUAAUACGCAUAAAAUAUCUAGUUUUUUUUUUAAAGAUAUAAUACGUAAUACUUGUUAGACUCUGUACACUCAUCAUUUUGUUUUAAAUAUGCGAUAAAUGUCGGUCUUCCUGGCAUGAUAAGUAAAAUGUAUGUACAUAAGUAAAAAAAUGUGUAGAAGGUUUAUGUACGCAAGUCCUCUUUUAUAAGUAUAUGUAUUGAAAUGUUGGUAUUUUUUCUGUAAGUAACUGUGGACACAUGCAUAGAUGGGCUUUGCAAAAUUAAAGCUUUGAAAUGAUA
Molecule: messenger RNA, 6100 nt
Organism: Nasonia vitripennis (jewel wasp)
Lineage: Eukaryota; Metazoa; Arthropoda; Insecta; Hymenoptera; Pteromalidae
Gene: cdc14
Product: dual specificity protein phosphatase CDC14C
Exons: 10
Coding region: 828-3050 (740 amino acids)
Biological process (GO): cilium assembly; positive regulation of cytokinesis; protein dephosphorylation
Cellular component (GO): kinociliary basal body; centrosome; nucleolus
Molecular function (GO): protein serine/threonine phosphatase activity; protein tyrosine/serine/threonine phosphatase activity
Source: RefSeq, a predicted model, not a curated record